AUGCUACAAGCAAGAAGCAGCAGCAUCGUUGUUAUUUAUUUUUCGUUCAUAGCGGUUUUGUUUACAUUUUUUACGUGCACGCAAUGUCAAAUCCACAGGAGGAGCUUUUGCCGCCCAAUGCUGAAGACGAUGAGCUAACAUUGCCAAGGGCCAGCAUUAAUAAAAUAAUCAAAGAGCUGGUGCCCACAGUACGCGUUGCAAACGAAAGUCGCGAACUGAUUCUCAAUUGCUGCUCCGAAUUCAUACACCUGAUCAGCUCAGAGGCAAAUGAUGUGUGUAAUCAGCGGAGCAAGAAAACUAUCAAUGCUGAACAUGUGCUCGAGGCACUCGAUCGCCUAGGCUUUCGCGACUACAAACAGGAGGCCGAGGCUGUGCUACACGAUUGCAAAGAGGUGGCCGCCAAGCGACGUAGACAGAGCACACGCUUAGAGAAUUUGGGCAUACCAGAGGAGGAGCUCCUGCGCCAACAACAGGAGCUGUUCGCCAAGGCGCGUGAGGAGCAGGCACGCGAAGAGCAACAACAAUGGAUGAGCAUGCAGGCAGCUGCUGUACAACAGAGCAAUGCGCUAAUCCAGCGACCCGCGCAAUUGGAUAAGGAUGCAAGUGGAGGUGGAGGCGGAAAUGGCAGCUUUGUGAGCAAACCCAGUGAGGACGACGAUGAUGAUGACGACGAUGACUACUAAACGAACGAGUUUAUUUGCUUUGCGCUUAAUGUAAUUUUUAA
Drosophila hydei is the source of this 724-nucleotide messenger RNA. RefSeq names its product protein Dr1 (gene NC2beta). The record is from RefSeq and is a predicted model, not a curated record. The transcript has a single exon. Lineage: Eukaryota; Metazoa; Arthropoda; Insecta; Diptera; Drosophilidae. Bases 84 to 683 code for a protein of 199 amino acids. Gene Ontology annotation, cellular component: negative cofactor 2 complex. Gene Ontology annotation, biological process: chromatin remodeling; RNA polymerase II preinitiation complex assembly; positive regulation of transcription by RNA polymerase II. Gene Ontology annotation, molecular function: general transcription initiation factor activity; TBP-class protein binding; protein heterodimerization activity.